GGUUGAGGAGUGAGCCCCGAAGCCCCAGCCCAUCCAGGCUGCAGCACAGAGCGUGCGCCCGCGGACUCUGCUGGGCGUGGGCUGCAGCACACAGUGCGCCUGGUGGCUCUGCCAGGCGUGGGCUGCUGCUGAGGACACAGGUGGGCAGGCGGGGUUGGCGGCCCAGACCCAGCAGUGCCAAUAGAGGAGACAUGGUGCCCCACGUGCCUGCACACAGCGUGGCUGCAGGGACAGGCUCCGUGAGCUGGCGCCUGGCCUGCGCUUGGCUUCUGAACAAGCCUAUGGGUCCACAGCCCAGCCAUGAGCAGACGCUGGUGGGACGUUCCCGUGCAGACCAGUGCAGCCCCCUUGGCCAAGUGUCUGGUGGGACAGCAACAGCUCUGACCAGCCUCCUCCAACAGCUCCAGACCGUGACCCGUGCAGCCAAAGGGCUCACUGUGCGGAAAAGUGGCGAGGAAGACUCAGCUCCAGUCUGCCUCUGGGCUCAUCCGCGGCCCGGUCGGUCACACGAAGCAGGGAAAGGCCCAGGCCCCGGAGCCCUGGCACCCACAGGCCCACAAGGCACCACAGGGUCACUGAACUGUGGCUCCCUGUUCCAGCAGGGAGGCCGAGGCAGCUGUCGGGGAAAAUGGAAAGAGCCAUCUCACUGGAGAACUCGGCACGGGGGCCUCCAACAGGCGGUAACACCCAAAGCAGCAAGCACCUUCCCUGCCCAGCCCUCACAUCAGGCGUCAGUGAGUCCCAGGGAGGAGGCAGCAGUGGGGGCCGUGGCUGUGGCUGAGCUUGGGGGGCCUAACCAGAAGGGCAGAAAAGACAAGACCACAACAGACAUGCCCAGACGGACAGUGACCUCAGCCCUCGGUGGCAGGGCAGGGCCAGUAAACAGGCUGAGCCAGAGCGAGACUGGCUGGGUGCGGGUCCCCACACGCUGGGUCUGUCUUCCUGUGGGACACAGCAAAAGGGAGAACCAAGCCUGCCCAAAACGUCAGACCCAGCAGUCACCGCUGUCGUUAUUUUGGUAUUUUCCUUAAUCUUUUUCUCUCUCUGCAUCUAAAUUUUGACAAAAUCAGGGUCCCUCCAGGAGCACACUGUGGCCUGGGGUUUGCUCCUCCUCCGGCUGCUCUGCUGCUUCCAGCCGACCUCACUCAUGGGCUCAGGGUACCCAUGUGGGGACCCUGCCAUUGGCUGAGUACGUCUGUUCCACAGGAGGCUGGGAGGCUCAGUGGGCUUACUCAGAGGAAAACCUGAACGAACUCCAUCACCCGCCUCCGUAAACCACAGCUCUGCCUGGCAUCUGGGCCUCCUUUCAGAUCCAGGGUCUAGAAAUUCCUAGAAGGCCUGAUUAUUUCCCAUCCCCGUUGCACAGACUCCUGAUAAACAGAGGAAGAUCCAUUUGGGAAGGGGUGGUGGGAAAAUUAGCUGCGUAUUUUUGGCAUUUAGCAGGGCCCCUUCCUCUGGGAGACAGCAGUCUCUCCUCCAUUCCAGGGGCCUGGGUCUGUCCAGAGUCUGGAACUUGGCCGAGGGCCCGGAACUCUGUGUUGGGGCUUCCAGUCAGAGCGAAGGACUCCUGCUCUCGAACCUACAGCCUUUCUGCCAGCACAAAACGGGGACGCCUUUGGCAGGAUGUCCAUUUUUUUCAGUUGUAGGGAAGCCGCAUCCAUCAGGCAACGCGGGAACUACGUGGGUCAGAUGACUGCGCCUU
Molecule: messenger RNA, 1702 nt
Organism: Cercocebus atys (sooty mangabey)
Lineage: Eukaryota; Metazoa; Chordata; Mammalia; Primates; Cercopithecidae
Exons: 1
Coding region: 192-1031 (279 amino acids)
Source: RefSeq, a predicted model, not a curated record